Bradysia coprophila is the source of this 2846-nucleotide messenger RNA. Its product is annotated as endoplasmic reticulum metallopeptidase 1-like. The record is from RefSeq and is a predicted model, not a curated record. Gene Ontology annotation, molecular function: metalloexopeptidase activity. NCBI's taxonomy places the organism in Eukaryota, Metazoa, Arthropoda, Insecta, Diptera, Sciaridae. Gene Ontology annotation, biological process: proteolysis.
GAAAAAUAAAAAUAAAAACGGAACAUCAGUGGAAAUAUGUUUCACUUGUGGUGAGCAACGUUUCUUUUUGUGUUGAACUUACGAUAAGUAAUUUAAUUAAAAGUAUUUUCAAUCGAGUGGAUGAUGUCCAUUAAAAAUUCCAAAAAUUUCUACCAAAAGUUGACUAGAAUCAACAAAAACCAUCAAACCCUUUCGAUAUGGUGGAGUCCGUGCUUUUUCAUUCCGUGGGUGAUAUUAACUGUCGUUCUAUUGGUUAUUUACAAUGCGCUACCAACAGGAAUUCUACAGCAAGAUGAGCAAAACCAUCCGGAUCGAUUUAUUGGUGAGCGAGCGCAGAUCUACAACCGAGAGAUUACAGACAUUGGACCGAAAGUGGUUGGUAGCCAUUUGAAUGAGGUGGUGGCUAUUGAAAUUCUGCGAAGACAGGCACAGGAUAUAAUCAAUGACAAGGAUCCGGUCCACAACAUCGAAAUAGACGUUCAGGUCGCCUCAGGAAGUUUUCAAUUGUUCACAAUGAUAACGGUCUAUCAAAACAUUCAAAACUUCAUUGUCCGACUAAGUCCUUCCAAUGCGACCGCAGAGCACAGUUUACUGUUGAAUACACAUUUUGACUCUGUUCCAGUGAGUCCUGGUGGAGGCGAUUCGUGUACAUUUGUCUCGGUUAUGAUGGAAACUCUUCGCGUUAUGUCCAAAAGUACCACACCGUUUCGUCAUAAUGUGGUUUUCUUGUUUAAUGGCGCUGAAGAAAAUGGACUGCACGGAUCGCAUGCAUUCAUCACACAGCACCGAUGGGCUCAAAAUGUUAAAGCUUUUAUCAACAUGGAUGCGGCUGGUAGUGGUGGCAGGGAAGUGUUAUUCCAAUCGACGAUACGCAAUCAAUGGAUGAUGAAUUAUUACAACCGUGUCGCACCUCGUCCAAUGUCUACGUCGUUGGGUGAGGAGAUCUUCCAAACCGGUGUUAUUCCAUCGGACACGGACUUCCGAAUAUUUAGAGAUUAUGGAAGAAUUCCAGGCAUGGACUUUGCGGUCUAUAAAGACGGAUACGUCUACCACACUAGAAAUGAUAUUUCGGAUAUGAUUCCGAUCGGUACGUUCCAGAAUGGUGGCGACAAUAUCUUAGCAUUAACUAGAGCUGUUGCGAACUCACCUGAGUUGUCUAUUGCCGAUACUCUACCGGGGGAAAAGCUUGUCUUCUAUGACUUCCUUGGAUGGUUUAUGAUAAGUUAUAACACGACAAUUGCCAUAGUUAUCAACGUUAUCGUAGCGUUAGUGGCCCUGGUAGCUGUUGCAUUGUCACUGAUAAGUUUCAGAAACAAUUUAGAUCUAAAGUGGUGCCAUUUAACUCUGGAAUUUACGGUGGUUUUCUUGAUCCAAAUACUCUCAAUUGCCCUUGCAAUCGGAGUUGUACUUUUAUUGGCAACUAUUUUCGAUGCUGUUUCACGUUCCAUGAGUUGGUUUUCCAAUAAAUGGCUGGUAUUCGGUUUAUUUUAUUGCCCUUUAAUAUUCUGCCUGGGUAUCGGACCGGCAACAUACGUGUCGUUCAAGAGCAAGAAAGCAAUUAGUUUGAGUUGCUACAUUCAAAUGUUUCUCCAUUCGCAAUGCAUCGUUUACAUCAUAUUAAUAUUGGUAAUGACUGGAAUGGGAUUAAGAUCAGCGUUCCUUUUGUUGUUCGCUUUGAUUUUUUACUCGCUGACGACGUUCAUUAAUCUGUUAACCAGAUUACAAUCAAGAGGUUCUAUUUGGAUACUCGUUCAUUUUAUAGGGCAAGUGAUUCCGUUCCUUUUCUACGCAUACUAUGCCGUUUACUCUUUAGACAAUUUCAUACCGAUCCAAGGGCGGUCGGGACCGACAACAAAUCCGGAAAUUCUCGUUGCCAUAGUUGCUGGCUCUACGGGUAUACUAUUGGCUGGACAAUUGAUCCAAACACUUUGCAUAUUUAGACGGCCAGUCAUUUGGAUGUGUGGAUUUCUGUUCGUAUUUUUCGUCUUUAUCAUUCUAAUGGCGACACCACUCGGUUUCCCCUACAGAGAUCAGUUGUCGCAGCAAAGAUUCUGGAUUUUCCACACCGAACGUCAAUUUUACAACUUCGACAAAUCGGUGAGACGAGAUAAUUCGGGAUAUUUUAUGUUGCCUAUGGACCGUCACAGCAAUCACUUUGUUGAAAGUUUAAUGCCCGAAUUUGCCAAUCAAGUAAGCUCAGCAGAUGAGUGCGAGAAUGAAAUGUUUUGUGGAGCACCAUUGUACAUGUCUAGGAUGAUCGAACAAUCUUAUCACAGCACGUGGAUACCAUCCGCUAAGCCCGUUUUUCCAAUGGCAACAAUUUUAGAAUUGGUAGAAACUGUUGCGCUGGAUACUAAUCAAAAUACUAGAUUCAGAUUCCGACUGAAUGGUCCCGAUCGUGUGGCAAUAUUUUUAAGAGCAUUAAAUGGCAGCGAAAUCAUAGACUGGAGCUUUUCCACAUCAUUGCCAAAGAGUGUGUCAGAAUUUCAGAACGCCCCGUUGUAUUUCAUUUAUAUUGGCCAGGGCAAAGUCAAUUUGGAAUACAAUUUUUUCAUCGACAUUAAGAGAGCUAAUUCCAUUCAGCCAAGUAUCGCUUUAACCACUGUCGGUCAUUACACACAUCACGAUGAAUAUCAAACUGCAGAGUUUCAAAAUUUCAUCAACAGCUUCCCACCGUGGGCUCACGUUACGCCAUGGAUGUGUUCAUACACUAGCUACUUGUUCUAGUUGAUGUGGGCUAUUUGUUAGCGACAGAACUAAUAAUAGUAAUUUACCAUGCCAGGAGUAAUGAAGUACAAUAUUUUGUUUCUGACACUAAAAUACAUUCAACAACUGAAAUAAGAAAU